UGUGGCCUCCUAAGCAUGGACAUUUACAAGAUAUUUGGCAGGAGAAGGGAAAUGGCGAAAUGUUUGGAAAGUGGAGCUAAAAAACGGCACCACAACCCAGUGGCCAGCAUCUGCAGGAAGAUCAAGUCCAUCCAAAUGAUGGACCAAGUCUCCAACCCGGCUUUGCAGAUACCAAAAUUUCAGUCCCGGAACUUCGACAGCCCACAGUGCAAUACUAAAAAAAAUCUGGAAGAAAUACUGAAAGGGAGAACCUGCAGAAGCUGGGAAAGUACCUUUUCACCCUUGGUCAGCCCUGGCAGUGACAGCAUUUUCUCUGCAAACUCACCCGGUCUCGGGGCCACCUCUGACUCCUACGGUGAAAAUGCCACCUUUUCAAUCCCUAAAAGCAGUGAGAGACCCAGCAGCUCAUGGAUGCCUCCCUAUCCCAUGGAGAACUCUUCUCCAUACUGCUUUAGGCCCAGGGAGGCCAAUGCCCAGAACAAACCAUGUGCUUCAGAAAAUGCUGAGCCUAAAGACGUGCGGCCCAAGCAGAAGCAUCUGACAUCAAGUCCAAAUGUAUAUUUCUUCACAUCUGAAAAAAAGGCACAAAGUGCUGUGGUCCAACCUCUGAUGCCAAAAACAUUUCCUUCAAGUGAAAGAGGAGGCAGGAGGACUCUGGGGUACAAAGCUGACAGUAAGUACAACGUGAGCUUGAUCUGUGAAGAGGACCUGCUGACCACCAUCUUCUGUGCAUGUGACAUCCACCACACAGGAAAAGUGGCAGUGUCCAAGAUAAUUGAUUAUCUGAGGCAUACAACCAGCCAGGAGUCAGAGGACAGUGGUCUGGAAGAGCUGUGCAACAUGCUUGACCCGGAGCACAAAGACAUCUCCAUGGACCUGGAAACGUAUCACGCCGUCAUGGGAGAGUGGAUUGAAGACUGUAAGAGAAAAUGGGAAGAAGGUGCUACUGAGGAAUCAUCAGCAAGCACAGAAGACCUGGAAUUUCAAGCACCCAAGAACAUCUCUGAAGCCAAAAAGACACAUGUCUGGAUGAAUGUUACAUCAGGAAGCCUGGAGGCCUUUGGGGGUGAUGUAUCUAAAGGAGACAUGGAGACCUCGGACUUGAUAACCUGCGUUGCUGACCUGCAGUACAACAACCAGAAGCUUCAGGAGGAGAACAGCAAGCUGAAGCUCACCCUGGAAGCUGUGGAUGAGACCAACAGCAAGCUCCUGGCAGAUAAUGAGCAUCUACACCAGCAAUUAAAGAGCAUCCAGCACUCUGUGUCGAAAGCCAAAUCCCUGGAAGAAGAGCUGGAGGAAGCAAGGAACAACCUGAACCUGUCAGAAGAGAAGAGAGAGCAGAUUCUUUGGCAGAACAAACAGCUACAAAAAGAAAAUCAGUCUCUCAACAUCAAAGUUACUUCUCUCCAGGAAGAGAUUAUUAGGAAUAGCAUGGACACCAACGGGCUGCAAAAGAAGAUUUUGGAGCUGUCUAAAAACGCAGCACAGCUUCAAAUCCAAGCCCAUAUCUUUGAGAGCACUGUGGUGAAUAAAGAGGCAAGCCUGAUCCAGAAGGAGCAGGACAUCAAGGAGCUCAAGUUAACCAUUGUAGAGUGUUCCUCAAUAAUAGAGACACUGCGGGCUGAAAAAAACAAACUGCUGGAGAACAUCCAACAUAUGCAGCAAGAGCUGAUCUCGAAUGGGUUAAAUUUCCCAUUGUUGUAUAAAUUUAACAGCAAUAUUCCUGAAGGGGCGAGUUCACUGCACUCUGAACUGGAGCUUGCACAGUCUUCUGAGAUUAUCAGGACUGAAUGGACAUCCCUGGAUGAAACACUGGACCGUGAAGUGCUGCUUUUGCUUCAGGGGCCUGAAUAUGCAGGAGAAAAAUUCCAGACUAUCAUGCAAAACCUGCAAGAGGCAGCCUCUGAAGCAGAGGAGCUUGUCAUGGCUUCAUUAGAAUGGGUAAAAGAUCCUGAUGAAGACAUGCAACAGGCCUGGGAAGGAAAACUUGUGGCUCUCAAGCAAGAACUGGGAGAAAAAAGCCAUCUUUGGACCCAGAAACUCCAGCUUCUGGAAAAAUGCAAGGAGUCCUUAGACAAGGAUUUUAUUCGAGUGGCAGGCAACCUGAGGAGAACCAAGACAGAACAACUUCACCUAAGGAAAGAGCUCUCUGCUAGGCAACGCGAGAUAGAAACUGCCAAACAGCUCCAAGAAGAAACUGCUGGCCAGGCAGAAGCCCUGCGUUCAGAGCUGCAAAAAGCCACCCAGCAGCUGGAGGAUGCCAGCAAGCAGGCGGAGGAUCAAGUUGAAGCAUUUCACUCUGCUUGUGAGGAAGCAGCAUCCUUGAAGAGCAAGUUGGAGGAAGCCAUUUCUGAGCAGCAGAAGCUCAGGGAUGUCAAUGCAGCUUUAGCAGGCACUUGCCAGUUGCUUCAGGAGAAGGUGGAAGACCACAAAACAACUGCUAAUGCCCUGAGAUGGGAACUGCUGCAGAGGAGACUCUGUGAAUUGCUGUGCCAGUGCUGUGCAGAGUUAGAAUCUGACUACGCUCUGCUGCCCACGUCAGCUGAACAUGUAAAAGGGAAGCAGCUCCAUUGCUCCAAACAACCAUGGAGUGAAGGACCCACCUGGUACUCUGCCUUUCCCUGGGUGCUGCCCUCGGCUGUUUCACACUGGCACAGCUCCUCUCUGCUAGAUGCUCUGACCUUGGAGAUCUCCUGCCCAAAUAACCCUCCUGGGCACAGCUCUGGCAGCUGCACCUUGGAGAGGUGUGAUGUGGGACACGUGUCCAGCUCGGAUGUGACAUCAGGAGAAUGCAGGUGGAAAAUACGCUCUGCUGAUGACUACACUGAUGCAGACCUUCCUGUUUCCAUUGCAAUGAUGGACUCUUCACUUGCUGAGGUUGACCGUGGGGAGCCGACACCGCCAGCUGCUCUGAUCACAUCCAGUGAUCACUCAACAUCAGCCCAAGAAGCUCUUGCAUCCUCAGUGGAAAGCACAGCACCAGUACCGGGACCAAGUGAAAUCAAAAAGGAAUCCUGCCUGGUGAUGGAAGAAAACAAGCCUGUGUUUCAAAAUGUUUUGAAGCAAGACAUGGAGCUGGGCCAGGAAAAGAAAGAUAAUAAAGAGUGGAGUGAGGAAGCACCAGCUGUGGUUCCCAGCAGGAAAGGGAGUUCACCCACUGCAGGUGGCAUUAAAGGAGAUAAAACCAAGCAAAAUGAGCCUGACUCCCCAAAUGAGAAGGAAGUGGAGGCUGAAUUUCUGAGGCUGUCUUUAGGUUUUAAGUGUGACUUGUUUACUUUGGAUAAGAGAGUGAAGCUUGAAGAGAGGUCCCGAGACCUGGCUGAAGAAAACUUGAAAAAGGAGAUCACAAAUGCUGUGAACAUGUUAGAGGCUUUAGUUCCUUUGUGUGAAGAAGAUAACCAAGCACAGGAGAUCAUUAAGAAGCUGCAGAAAAGCCUGCAGUUCCUUAGCCAAUACGCAGCUCGAGUCGCCAGCAGAGCAGAGAUGUUGGGAGCUAUUAAUCAGGAGAGCCGGGUGAGCAAGGCUGUGGAGGUGAUGAUCCAGCACGUGGAGAACCUGAAGCGCAUGUACGCCAAAGAGCACGCGGAGCUCGAGGAGCUCAAGCAGGUUCUGCUCCAGAACGAGAGGUCCUUCAGCUGCCUUGGAGACAGAGAUGAAUCUAUGAGCAAGAAGCUACCGAGUCCUUUUAACUUUAAGCCCUCGUCAGCCCUGCGGAGAGUUAGCAUUGCAACAGUGCCCAGGAGUGCUGGGAAUGCAGGAAUUGGGGUGCCACUGGCCCAGCUCCAUGAACCUGAUGGGGAUGAACGGAAUGACAGAUUCAGCAGGAGAUCAAGCAGUUGGGGCAGGCUAGGGGUGAAGCAGAACGAGAAGCGUCCUUCACUGCAGAGGUUCCUCAGCACCUAUUCCUGGGCAGAGUAUGAAGAGGAGCAUUUUGAAACCAAAAAUGAGCAGCUGGAAUCACCUGCUGAAGUACAGGAACAACCAACUAGAAAAGAAAGUGUCUCUGAAAAAGGAAAACACCCAUCCCAAUGGACCCUGGAGUCAAUGUACACUUUGAUGUCAGCAUGGACAUCCCACCUCAAGGCCUCCUUUUGCAACGCCAACAAAACGCUCUGGGUGUCGGUGUCGGUGCUGGUGCUGCUGGCCGCCCUGACGAGCUUCCUGACGGGGCUGUCCCUGCAGAGGCCGGCGGAGGCGGCCCCUGCGGGCACCGGGGACUCGUGGACAGCGGUGCAGCAGCUGCUGUGGCCCUACACAGGCCUGCAGCACAAGGGCCCUCCCCCGGUGUGACCGGCAGGGC
Molecule: messenger RNA, 4300 nt
Organism: Prinia subflava (tawny-flanked prinia)
Lineage: Eukaryota; Metazoa; Chordata; Aves; Passeriformes; Cisticolidae
Product: inositol 1,4,5-triphosphate receptor associated 2-like
Exons: 39
Coding region: 16-4290 (1424 amino acids)
Cellular component (GO): endoplasmic reticulum membrane
Source: RefSeq, a predicted model, not a curated record